Funneliformis geosporum is the source of this 798-nucleotide messenger RNA. NCBI's taxonomy places the organism in Eukaryota, Fungi, Glomeromycota, Glomeromycetes, Glomerales, Glomeraceae. The record is from the annotation of a GenBank genome assembly.
AUGUUAAAAUCAAAGUUAAAGAGUGGUGACGUAGUAAAAGUCAUUACUGGAAAGUAUCGAGGAGUAAUUGAUUAUAUUUCCAAAAUUGAUCCUGAAAACCAAGUAGUUUUUUUGAAAAAGGCCAAUAAGAAAAAAUAUGAUAAAUCAACCCCGGAAAAUAAGAGAAAGAAAGAUAAAAAACAAAUUACUAAAAUCGGUUUUCAAGAGGUAGAGGAAAACGAAGUAGAAAAAACCGAAAUCAGUCUUGAAACUAUUAGAAAAUUUAUGGAAAAAUGGAUGAUUUUUGGUUUUGAUUUUGAUCGAGGUGAAUAUGCUGAAAUAGAGCGAUGGGAAGAAGAAAAUUCUCCUGAAGGAACCAAAAGAAAGGAAAUUAAAGGAUUAGUAGAAAAGAAAUUUCAGCAUACUUCUCCGAUGCAAGUUACGGAUAUUGAAAAAAUUGUUUUAAACUGCGGAAUUGGGCAAGCAGUUAGUAAUAAACAAUUUUUAGACAAUACCGAAAAGGCUUUGAUUCAGAUUGCGGGCGGGCAAAAACCAAUUUUAACCUAUGCUCGUAAUUCAAUUACUACUUUUAAAUUGCGGGAAGGGAUGCCGAUUGGUUGUAUAUCAGCCAAGAAAUUCGAUCGAGUGGGUAAUUAUAAUGUGGGAAUAAAUGAUUUAAAUAUUUUUCCUACCGUUCCUUAUGAUUUAACUUUUAAAAAUCAAGGAUUACAAAUUACCAUCGUUUUUAAAUCUAAUUCUAGUGAAGAAAAUAGUUAUUUUUUAAGUUUAUUAGGUUUUCCUUUUAAAAAGAAAGAAUAA